Molecule: messenger RNA, 414 nt
Organism: Medioppia subpectinata
Lineage: Eukaryota; Metazoa; Arthropoda; Arachnida; Sarcoptiformes; Oppiidae
Source: the annotation of a GenBank genome assembly
AUGUCAUAUUUCGCGAUUCUGUGUCCGCUCUCUAAUAAGAACCAGUGGUUUACCGGUCGUUGCCAUAUAGUGCUCAUUAUUGGAUGGAUAUUGGGUGGCAUAUUAGGACACGUAGCUAUGUGGAAUUGUGUGUCCGAAAUGUUGAUCCACACGACAACUGAAGCAUUCAUAUGGAAUAACACCACUUAUUAUGACUGCAGAGGAGCAGAGAUGGAUGAGUUGACGAGCAAAAUAUACAACACCUCAGUCUUCAUAUUGACGUUUGCUUUCCCGUUAUUAAUACAAACUUUCUCUUACGCCUCGAUUGGAAGAAAGCUAUUGAGAGACAAAAUUAUUAAUAAUAAGUUAGCGCUCAGAAGAAACAGCGGACACGAGAGGGACAGAGCAAAAAUACAGAAUAGAAAUCUACUGUAA